Molecule: messenger RNA, 387 nt
Organism: Prorocentrum cordatum
Lineage: Eukaryota; Dinophyceae; Prorocentrales; Prorocentraceae
Source: the annotation of a GenBank genome assembly
AUGGCCGCCGCGGUGCCGACCCCCCGCUGCCCGCGGGGCCCCCUCGCCGCCGAGCGGCAGCUCGGGGAGGCGGCGGGCUGGCCCGCGCUCGGCAGCGACGGCGAGUGCAGCGCCUGCGCGCCCCUCUCCUCGCGACAGGUGACGCCGGGGUCCAGCGGCGCCCUGGGGCCCCCGCUGCACGCCGCCCUCGCCGCCCUGCCGCACUUCGGCGCCGCCGCGGCGCCCGCCGGCGAGGGCGAGAGCGAGGACGAGGCGGAGGCCGCGGGCCGCAUGGCCGCCUGCGCCCGCCGCCUGGCGCUGGGCGCUGCGCGCGCCGCCCCGGCGGCGGCCGGGACGCGCGGCGGCGAGGCCCAGGCCGACAGAGCCGCGGGUGCGCCCGGCCUGUGA